ACAAAUCUUAAAGGUUGUUUCCCACUAUUGCUGCAGGCUUAUUCUCACCGAUAGUGAGAGCAGGGAGAAGGUUUCGUUUGCGCAACUCAUAGGAUUUCCAAGGCGGCUGGAAAGGAUCGUGUAAACAAGGAUUAAAGAGUUUGACGCGAAAAUUCCCUGGAACUAUGACUUAAAUGAUUAACCAGGAAGAUAAUAAAAAAGUUCGUCGUGAUAUGACAUACGAAACGAACUAAGUACAAAGUCUUAAUAAAUCUGAGCGGCAAAAGCGGUUCCCUGCUGACAAUGAGACCCUUGUAGAAUAGUGACAAACAAUACUGUAACGUUGUGACAGAAGGUUUUACAUGAUAAACAAAUAGUCGGUGAUGGAUUAUACAACUGUAGUUGAGCAGGCUGUGAGACAGUUUUAUGCAGAAGGAAACAAUGAGGUGCAUUCUUGGCUUCUACGGGUGCAGGCUUCACCAGAAGCUUGGACAUUUGUCUGGGAGCUCCUUGACCCUUCCAAAUCGUGGGAAUUGCAAUUUUUCGCAGCUACCACAUUGCACAUCAAGAUUUCUAAACAAUGGGAUGAAGUGCCUAAAAAUGAAUACUCUGUUCUGCAAGAGCGUUUGCUCAGUAUUAUGAAACAACCAAAUACACCCAAGUUUGUCCUUUCCAAACUCUGUCAAGCAUUGGCUGGAUUUGUGGCAAAUGCCUGUACCACUGAAAAUGAGGAAAAAGAUAAAAAUGUUGUGGAUGAACUCAUGAGGAUGUUGCCUUAUGACUCGUUUCCUAUGUUGGAAUUGUUACUACGCACACUUUCUGAGUUACCGGUAAAAUCAGAAAGGAGGUUUGAAGCAAAACGUGCCAAAUUAUCCAAAACGUUAAGCAAUGGUUGGUACAGAAUAACCUGGCUUCUACAACAAGUUUUCUCAAUGUGCAACCCAAAUUCCCAAGGCAAUGGCAAUGCAUUGCACCUGUUAGCAAUGGAAUGCGCAUUAUCGUGGCUCAAAGUUUAUCAACUUCCUUUAGACGCAAUUGGACAAAUAUAUCCUCAUUUGCUAAUUGCUGCAGCGUAUUAUGCGCCAAGCAGAGAAGGUUCGAACGAGGAAAUUGCUAGAGGUUGGGACGUUGUUCAAGAAUGUUUGACUAUAAUAGUAACACAUCAUGAACUUAGGAAUAGACCACAAACAUUGUGGGAUUGGGCACGAAGUUUGGUAACUAUUGCCAAACAAUACAGUGGACAGUACUUCUGUGAAAUCUUAACUGCUAUUGGCGAAACUUGUAGCAGAGAAUUUUUAAUUGCUUUGGUGCAAGAAGAAAGUGAAACGCAAAAAUGGACUGCACAAAACCUCAUUGAGUUACUAUUACAGUGUUCGGAACAAAAAGGACGGUAUCCGACGGACGAAACUCGGAGUUGUAUACCUUUUGGAUUUUGGUACAUAUUACAAGAUGAUACUGCUACGCUCGACGGACCUUACAAGAGUUAUGCUUUAGUAGCUUUAAAACCUAUUUAUGCAAGAUUAGCGCAUGCAUUAUUACGAAAAUCAACGCUUCCUUCAUCUCCGAGCGAAGCCGGGGACGCGGAUGAACGGGAACACUUUAGGUGUUAUAGACAAGAUGUUGCAGACACCUUAGAUUAUUGUUAUAGAGUAUUGAGACAAGAUUUAUUAUUACUUCUCGGACAAAGAUUGUGUCUAACAUUGGAUAGAUCGGAAAAGUGGACUGACGUGGAAUCGACUUUACAUGCCUUCGAAGCUGUGGCAGACAGAGCUGUGGCAGACAGAGCUAGUGCAGAAGAGUCGCAUUACAUUCUUGCUUUGAUGGAUUUGGUUGUUACUCAUAUUCCUUAUGAUUUUUAUCCGAGAGAGCUUUUAGCAUGCGCGUGUUCAACGAUAGGGUCGUACGCUGAGUGGAUAGGGGAACAUCCGGAUCCCUGGCUAGAAGGAGUAUUGCAAAUCGUGACUUUAGGUUUAGUCAGUGGUUCCGUGACAGCACCCCUUGCCAGUAUGGCUUUGAAGGACCUAGCAAGAGAAUGUGGACGACACAUGACACCUUUCGCGCCAUCUAUUCUUAACACAAUCGAAGAAACACUUCCAAAUGUUGCACCCGGUAGUGCGGAAUGUUUGCGACUGAUGUCUGCUGCCAGUAAAUUAUUAAACACUUUAUCUACUGUUGAAGAGCAGUUAGCACACCUUGACGCUACGUUAGGCUUAUGCAUAAUAAAGAUACGAGCAUUGUUGAAACAACCAUCGUUUGUGGUGCGUUUCGGGAUAACAACACAAUUAAAAAUGGUUGGCAUGUUUCUUUCUACGAUGGAAGGAUCAAUCGGAAAGGUUGUGUUAGAUGAACUAUUGCCAAUAUUCAAACAGAUUGUUGAACAUCCUGAGUGGGGUCAGGACAAUGCUACGCUAGAAGCGAUGUAUAUUUGCGCAAAAAAAUCUCUAUUGUCGUUGUCGUAUCCCGAAGUAGAAGCACGACCUCUUCUUCCGAUUUUGACCGGUUCAUAUAAAAAGUGGCCCCAUCCUGCCGCGUUGCAUUUGUUGCGACAACUUGUGGUGUUAUUUGGACAAGAUUCCGAUAACAUUAUAGGGCCCAUUUUCGCGGAAUUAAGUUCAGUAACGUUAAGCGGUGUCAGAGCCUGUAGGUCUGUUAACGGUAAUUUAUCCGACUGGGCAGAAUUGAUGGAAGCUUAUCUUGGAUCGUUGGCUCAAAUUUGCAAGAAAAAUACUAGGAUGUUAUUGCAAGUCCCAGAUCAAAUCCCCAGAAUGUUAGAAUGCGGAAUGGAUUGCUUAAUGCUACCGGAAACUGGAACAGUCAGAGCAGCUGGGCAUUUCCUCACUAAUGCUGUCAAACUGAGUCCUCACUUGGAAAUAUUUAUUCAACCAAUCGGCCAGGAACUCGUUUCUGUGAUUUUACAAUGUGUGGGUGGAGUAAUACCACGGAACAAUUUACUGCCUCACGCAGAAGUUCUGAUAGCGUUGAACAAAGCGUAUUUCGAGUGGAUGCCACAGUGGCUUCGUGCCGGAUUCGAAAAACACUCGGAACAAUUCUCAGUCUCGGAAGGACAAAAGAAGAUUUUUAUAAGUACCGUUUUACGUGAACGACAUUACGCACGGCGAAUGUGGGAGAUUCUAGACGACUUCAGUCUUCAAAAUUUAGCUUCGGCAAAGACUGGAAAUAUAAUGCCAUGCCAGCAAUAAGAAGAAAAAGGUAAUGGAAGGAAUUCAUUGCAUCAAUGAGAAUACUUGAUAUGAAGUUCUGUUUGCAUAUUAAGUGCUACGUAUUGUGUAAAAUACUUUCUCCGAGAAUAAAGUUAAUCAGGUUAACGUUUAUCUUUUAUAUAGUGACUAAUUUUAAAUAAAGACUGACAUAACGGUAAAUAUGAAGGGUAAAGAAAUU
Molecule: messenger RNA, 3378 nt
Organism: Colletes gigas
Lineage: Eukaryota; Metazoa; Arthropoda; Insecta; Hymenoptera; Colletidae
Gene: cdm
Product: importin-13-like
Exons: 9
Coding region: 363-3179 (938 amino acids)
Biological process (GO): protein import into nucleus
Cellular component (GO): nuclear membrane; cytoplasm
Molecular function (GO): small GTPase binding
Source: RefSeq, a predicted model, not a curated record